AUGAGCUCUGUCAUCCUGACCUGGACAGCUCCCCUGGGCCCACACCACCCACCCGACACCUGCUGGGCCCAAUGGUGCUCUGGGGCAGAGACGGUGUUGUGGGGGGCAUUUCCAACAAUCCCUCCUCACUUGUCACCUCCCAACAGGGUCACAGAUCUGCACAAAGAAACUCAGACCAACAACUCAAUCAGCCUGGGGUGGAAGGCCCCCACAGACCCCCCCUCUCAGGCCCACACAUACUGGGUCCAGUGAGCCCCUGGGGGACAACCCCAGGGAGAGCAAGACCCCCGAGGACAUCAGGCCAACUAGACAGGCAGAACCAAUGAGACUUGCUAUGAGGUGCAGACUCUGGAACCCGGGACUUCGUACAGCUUCAAUGUGUGGGAAGAGAGGAACAAUGUGGCCAGUUCUGCACAGAGCCUCCUUACAUCCACAGCCCCGAGCCCGGUCACCAUCACCUCCUGCGUCAGCAGCUCUGGGGGACACGGAGUCAUCUUGACCUGGUCCUGCCCCAGGGGAGGCUACGAGGCCUUUGAGCUGCAGGUGGGUGGACAGCGGGACUCCCAGAACAGGUCCUCCUGUGGGAGGAGGGUGCCUGUGUUGGGUCUCUGGCCAGCCCAGUCCUACCCAGCCACCGUCACGACCAUCUGGGAUGGAAUGAGUGCACCGUCUACCUCUGUGACCUGCCACACUGAGAACAUAGGGGUCAUUGCUGGAGCCAUUAUUGGUGUCAUCCUGUUUGUCAUCCUGGUGGGUCUGCUGAUUUUCUUCCUGAAGAAGAGGUACAAGAAAAGCCAGAGGGAACCAGCACCCAGGGGUCUGGUCUUCAGCUUCUCAGAGGACAUCCUGGUGGAAGACUUUGCUGAUCACGUCAGGAAAAACGAGGACAGCAAUUGUGGCUUUGGGUAGGAGUACCAGCAAUUGGCUCUGGAGAGUCCCAGUUGGUCUCAAACGGUGGCCUCGGCUCCGGAAAACAGCGCCAAGAACCGUCACAGCUAUGACUGGUCUCGUGUGCCCCUGAAGCCCCUCCAGGAGGAGCCAGACUCAGACUACAUCAAUGCCAGCUUCAUGCCUGGUCUUGAGAACCCCCAGGAGUUCAUUGCAGCCCAGGGACCCCUGCCCCAGACGGUGGGUGAUUUCUGGCGCCUGGUGUGGGAGCAGCAGAGCGGCACCCUGGUCAUGCUGACCAACUGUGUGGAAUCCGGCCAGGUGAAGUGUGAGCAUUACUGGCCUCUCGACGCCAAGCCCUGCACACAUGGGCACCUACAAGUGACGCUGGAGGGUGAGGAGGUGCUGGAGGACUUGACAGUCCGAGACCUGACGCUCCAGCACAUGCAAGAGCAGAAAACACUACCAGUGUGUCAGUUCCAUUACGUGACCUGGCCAGACCACGGCGUCCCCCACUCCCCAGACCCCAUGCUGGCCUUCUGGAAGAUGCUGCGGCAGUGGCUGGACAGGACGCGGGGGAGGCCCCCCAUUUUGCACUGCAGUGCUGGCGUGGGCCGCAUGGGCACCCUCAUUGCCUUGGAUGUCCUGCUGAGGCAGCUGGAACGGGAUGGAUGUGUGGGGCCCUUCAGCUAUGUGCAGAAGAUGAGGGAAAGCCGGCCUCUGAUGGUGCAGACUGAGGCCCAGUAUGUGUUCCUGCACCAGUGCAUCCUGAGAUUUCUCCAGCAGUCAGGCCGAGCCCCAACAGACAAUGUGGCUGUGUAUGAGAACCUGCUGUAUGAGAAUGUCUGA
This is a messenger RNA of Neomonachus schauinslandi (Hawaiian monk seal), 1737 nucleotides long. RefSeq names its product protein tyrosine phosphatase receptor type H (gene PTPRH). Gene Ontology annotation, biological process: protein dephosphorylation. Gene Ontology annotation, molecular function: protein binding; protein tyrosine phosphatase activity. Lineage: Eukaryota; Metazoa; Chordata; Mammalia; Carnivora; Phocidae. The record is from RefSeq and is a predicted model, not a curated record.